This is a messenger RNA of Marchantia polymorpha subsp. ruderalis, 5707 nucleotides long. The record is from the annotation of a GenBank genome assembly. NCBI's taxonomy places the organism in Eukaryota, Viridiplantae, Streptophyta, Marchantiopsida, Marchantiales, Marchantiaceae.
GAUGAGUCAUGAAAACCCUGGAUGCUUGAUUCAAAACGGCCUGACAAGCUCGGAGGGCUAAUUACUCUUGACUGGGUCUUGAUCCAACCGCGUCGAUGGGCCCAUUGCAACCCCGUCGACUGUGGCUAUUACACACUCCAGGCUUUUGGUCCAACAUUAUCUGAUAAUUGAUGAUAAAAAACGAUGUCGGCCAGAGCUGAAAUCUCUGCCCUGCGACGGUUUCGUUUAUUUCCACUUUAUCCCAACUAUUCACGUGAAUAGAAGCGUAGAUCAUUCGAUCUGCGUUUUUUUUCACCAGUGUCUUGGCACGAUCAUCACUCCAACAUCAGAGUUCUUUCUGUUCGGGAGAUUCCGCAUGACACAAAGUCUAGUUCUCCGGGAGGUACAUGCCUUGCAGUACUGACAGUGUUCACCAUCUUCCCUCAUGUGUUUCAUAGCAACAUCAUGGUUUCGCGGAGGACCAUGAAUACGUCGAAUGCUUUGAUACUUGGAUUUACUUAGACGCUUCGUAUAUCCAUUGAAUACGCUGUCAAGAGAUGCGCAGGACUUGGCGCAAAGACCCUCGUCCUUGACCUUGACCCAUCGAUUGGCUCCCGUCGAAAGUUCUUAAACGUAGAACCGAUGUCAGUCGGGUGCAGGGCAAGCCCAGGUCUCCCUCAGUGACGGCUGUUUCUGAUUCUGGUCCUCUAUAAGAUCCUUCACCUGCUACUGAGCUCUGAUCUCCUCCGGGCGCCAGUGUCAGUCCUCGUUUUUCUACCCAUCUCCAUGUCUAUCAUGUCUGGUUGUUACAUGGUGUUUCGACCAGCGGCGACGGAUUCGAGAAGAAUCCCACACAGACAUAGUGUUUGAUGGAAAAUGCCUAUCGGUCCAUACGCUUAGUAUUGAUAACUCGGUCGACUGGCGCAUUUCUCAACGAGCAGGAGUGGAAUUUCUGUCGACGUCUGCGCUAAAGUUUGCACAUUAAUGGGCUGAGAUCCCAAUUUCCGGGUCAAUCUCGCACCAUGAGACCACCUCGUCGCGAACGGUGAAUUGUUCCUAAAUUCGGAAGAGGCAGUCGCCCAAUCGCGAGCAACUGAACUGUUACACGCAACGCAGCAGAGAACGAGUGCUUUCGGGCCUCGAGGACGCCCAACUCACGGCCCAUGGAAGCAGCGUUGAGGAUGAUUCUGCUGAUGCCGUGCACCUUUGCUUGCUGGGAGAAGGAAGGGUGAGGGCCGGCAAUCAGAAGUGUCCCGGCAGGCGAGAACAAUCAAGCAUUCGCUUCCUCAGCAGGAGGAAGAGGAAGCAUGACAGUGGGCAACGGGAGGAGCGAGACGAAUGGUACCAAUGGAACCAAUGGGCUCAAGGAGCCUCUUCUCCAGCAGGAGAAGAUUCAUGAACGUGAGCCACCAUCGCCAGUUGCGGAGGUCACGGCCUUCGAGAAGGCAGGGUUUUUCAGCGGUGUCUGGUUCUUAUGGCUGUCGCCGUUCCUCAAGAUCGGGGGCACGAGAACGCUGGAGCCCGGGGACGUGCCAGAGCUGGCCGGGGGCGAUCGAGCACAGGAAUUGUACCAGCGGUUCGACACCGAGUGGCAGAAGCUCGAGCGCAAGCCCAACUCGCUCAGGAACGCACUGAUCAAGACCUUCGGAUGGAAGCUGGCGCAAUGCGGCAUCCUGGCCCUGAUCAAAGUGAGCGUGGCGUACGUGGGGCCUGCGCUGAUCGCCAGCUUCAUGAACGUGGUCGCAGGCAAUCAGCGAUUCCCGUACGAGGGAUACGUUCUCGUUUGCGUCCUGAUCGUGGCCAAAAUCGUCGAGGCCACCAACAUCCAUCUCUUGAGCUUCCACAGCCAGCUGCUGGGGAUGCAGGUCCGCUCCGCCAUCAUCAGCGUGGUGUACCGCAAGAGCUUGAGGCUGUCGAGCUCAGCUCGUGAGAGCUACGGGGCUGGGCAAAUCGUGAACCUCAUGUCGGUCGAUGCGGAGAACAUGGCGGCCGUCUGUAUGUGGCUGCACUACAUCUGGGCUGUUCCCCUGCAACUGUGCGUGGCAGGAUUUAUCGUGUACCCCGUCCUGGGGCUAGGAAGCGUGGCAGGGUUCGUGGCUCUGCUCGUGUCUGGAGUAUUUUCCUACAUUUUCGUCUCCCUGUGCAGGCAGUACCUGAAUAAGUACAUGAAAUUCCGAGACGUGAGGGUGCAAGCGCUGGUCGAGUCGCUGAAUAACAUGAAGAUCAUCAAGCUGCAGGCGUGGGACGGCAAAUUCUACGACAAAGUGGCCGACGCUCGAGGCCUCGAGUUCGGGCAGCUCGUGAACUACACCAUGGCCGUGGCGCUGGCCGUCUUGGCCAGCUGGGUCGCGCCGAUCGUCUCGUGCCUGGCCGCCUUCAGCUUCGCGGUGUACCUGGGCCAGACCAUCAGCGCCAGCGCUGCCUUCACGACCAUUACCAUCGGCCGGAGCUUCCAGGAGCUGCUCCGCCUGUUUCCCAACCUCGCAUUCACGCUCGCCCAGAGCCUCGUCUCCCUGGCCAGAUUAGAACGGUAUCUGCUCAGCGUGGAGCUCGAGGCAGACGCCGUCGAGAGGCUGCCCCUCGGCUCGUCCUACAGCGCUGUGAGCGUCGAGAAUGGCUCGUUCAAGUGGGACGGCGACGCCCAUGCGCCGAUUCUCCACAACAUUAACGUGGACAUCGACCGAGGCUCUCUGGUUUUCGUUGUGGGCAAGGUGGGAGCUGGCAAGAGCUCCUUCUUAUCCGCCUUACAAGGAGAGAUGUUCAAAAUAUCGGGCAAGGUCACCACGUGCGGAUCGACUGCCUGUGUUGCGCAAACGGCGUGGAUACAGAAUGCAACGAUCAGGGAGAACAUUCUGUUCGGUCGACCUUUGGACGAGGAGAGAUACGAGCUCGUUUUAGAAAGAUGCGCAUUGUAUCCAGACCUGGCUCAGAUGACAUUUGGAGAUCAGACUGAAAUUGGGGAACGAGGCCUAAAUCUCAGUGGAGGACAGAAACAGCGCAUCCAGCUCGCUCGUGCUCUUUAUCAAGACUGCGAUAUCUACCUCCUCGACGAUGUCUUCAGUGCUGUAGACGCCCACACGGGCUCGCACCUUUUCAAGGAAUGCGUGCUCACAGCGCUGGCCGAGAAGACAGUCUUGCUUGUUACGCAUCAGGUUGAAUUUCUACCAAAGGCGGAUUUGGUCCUGGUACUGCGGGAUGGUCAGAUCGUGCAGGCAGGCAAGUACGAGGAGCUCUUGGGAAAGGGAACAGACUUGGAGGCAUUGGUUCUGGCUCAUAGAGAGGCCUUGGAGAAAGUAGAUGGACGUGAGGAGAACGGGAAAGAACAGAAUCAGGGCUACGAAGAUUUCACGAGACUAAGCACGGGCCACGGGAGCAAAGCGAAUGGGAAUUCUGAGGCUGGUGCUCGACGAGAUGCGCAGGACAUAAAUGAGGACGGCACUGAUGGGAAGGGAAGGGAAGGAGAAGUGGCCCGUCUCGUGGAAGAUGAACACAAGGAAUCCGGUAGAGUGAGCUUCCGUGUGUACUGGAAAUACAUGACCAGGGUGGCAUAUGGCCUCCUGGUUUUGGCGAUGGUGAUCCUUCUGGCCAUAGGGCAAGUGGCUCAAAUCGGUGGUGAUUACUGGGUCUCCAUGAGUGCGAAUUACCAAGAGGGUGAUUACGCUCAGGCACUGAAUUUCAUCUUCGUUUAUGCAGCAUUCUGCUUUUUGAAUCUCUUCUUCAUGGGAGCAAGACCCAUCCUCUCGGGGAUCGUGGGACUGCUUGCUUCGCAGAGCUACUUUUUCGGAUUCCUGAGAAGCGUGUUCCGCGCACCCAUGUCCUUUUUCGACAUCACUCCAACCGGCAGAAUUUUAAGCAGAGCCACGACGGAUCAAGGUGUGGUCGAUUGGUUCAUUCCUAAUAUAGCAUUCGCAUUUAUCGCCGGCGCGAUUCAGCUCAUAGGAAGUCUUGUAGUCACCGGCUUAACAGUCUGGCCGGUCUUGGUCACCGUGAUCCCUCUGUUCCUUUUCGUCAGAAACACUCAACGUCAUUAUUUACGGUCCUCGCGAGAGUUGACGAGGAUGGAUGGGCUAACAAAAGCACCUAUGAUCAACCAUUUUUCUGAGACCAUAUCCGGGUUCUCUACAAUCCGAUGCUUCAAAGAGCAGGAGAGGUUCAUCGAAACUAAUAUCCAGCGCAUUAACGCUAACUUCAAAAUGGACUUCCAUAACUAUUCGUGUAUGGAGUGGCUCGGAGUACGGUUGGAACUAGCGGGAGCUUGUUACAUAGCUUCCACCGCCCUGCUUCUUAUCAUGGCGCCAUCUGGCCUUCUCGCUCCCGAGAAAGUGGGGUUGGCCUUAACCUACUCCUUGACUCUGAAUCUGGUAAUCUACAGCAUCGCUUGGUUUAGCUGCAGCCUGGAGAACAAGAUGAUCUCUGUUGAGCGUCUGCAGCAGAUCUCAGAGCUUCCAAGCGAGGCUGAGGUUCACAGAAAGGACUCUGAACUUCCGCUGGACUGGCCGAUCACGGGCAGCAUCGAGUUGGAGAAUCUUAAGUUGCGCUAUCGACCGACUCUUCCGCUGGUUUUGAAAGGAAUUUCUCUGAAGAUCCGAGGUGGCGAAAAGGUUGGAGUAGUAGGCAGAACUGGGAGUGGAAAAUCGACUCUCAUACUAGCUCUGUUCCGAUUGGUCGAAAGCUCUGGUGGUCGAAUUCUGAUUGAUGGAAUCGAUAUAAGCACCAUAGGACUUCAUGACCUUCGCUCCAGACUGAGCAUCAUCCCACAAGAUCCUACGCUAUUCGAUGGAACUGUUCGGAACAAUCUGGAUCCUCUAGAGCAGCAUUCAGACGACGAAAUAUGGCAAGCACUGGAGAAAUGUCAAUUGAGUACAGCAGUAAGUCAGCUUGAAAAUAAGCUCGACUCCAUAGUGACAGCAAACGGAGAGAAUUGGAGUGUGGGGCAGAGGCAACUCUUCUGCUUGGGACGCAUACUUCUGCGAAAGUCACGAAUUUUGGUGUUAGAUGAGGCCACUUCUUCUGUAGAUACGGAGACUGAUGCUGUGAUGCAGAAGAUUCUGCGCCAAGAUUUUGCAGACUGCACCGUCAUUAGUAUUGCUCAUCGGAUACCUUCCGUCAUGGAUAGCGACAAAGUAUUAGUUCUAAAUGGAGGUAUUGUGAAGGAAUUUGACUCACCUUCGGCACUUCUGGAGCAGCCCGCUUCUUUAUUCUCUGCCCUUGUCGCUGAGUAUUCUGCACGAGCCGAAACCUAGCGACACCAGCUUUUGCUCUCCCUCUAGGUACCUUGAAGCCGUGGAUGGAUAAGGAUGGCAACAACUUGUCCAUCCAUUUAAUGAUCGAAUUAAAGAUUGAAAUCCACAUCAAUAGUAGUAGUACUGGUCCGUCGAACUUUCUGUACAUCAGAUAAAUGAAGCUGUCAAUAGCCGAUAUCAACCCGUCCGACAUGAUUCUUUGUAAUGCUGCUCGAGUUAUCUGCAACGAUAUUGCGAUGAAAGAGGCUGCGGAUAUCCUAUGUUACACCUCCCGGUGAAUCCGGAAAUUUGUCUGACUUUGGGCACCACAAGGCGCAAUUGCGUUCCAGCUCACUUUUCUAUUAGAGAGAUCUUUGCCACUGUCGGCGCAGCUGCCGCAAUCGAUAUCCCUGGCCUUGUAAGAAGGAUUUGUCUCUUCUGCAUUCCUUGUUCUUUUCUACUGAAAAUUUUGUGAUUCUAAUCAGCUAUGACAAGUGGUUCGGAAA